AUGAGAAGCACCAAGGCUCAGAACCAGAACCGGUUCCUGAGAAUCAUCACAGUCCCCAUCAGAGCCUUGGGCAAGGCCAAGGACUUUUACGUCAAAAGCAUGACGGACGUCGGCGACAGAUUCAGCUACGGCGGGAGCACCAUGGCCGGCCCCGGCGGCCAAUUCUCCUCGGGUUUACCCAAAAGCUUCAGCACGAGAUCGUCAUCGUCGAGGUCCAACCAGGGCAACGAUGACUUUUCCGAGCUGGUGAGGGCUGCCUCGGCCAGGAGCUACGGGACUCGUAUCGACGUGGACAAGAUACUUCAGGACCAGCUGAAGAGGUCGGCGACGACGACGAUGGGGUCGAGGCAAGUGUUGCCCAAGUGUGGUAGCGUGGCCAUGGGACGAAUUGACGAGGAUGCCGCUUGUGAUUUCGAGGAGGAAGGUGACGUGAAGAAGGACUUGUACCCCAGAAGCAGAAGCUAUGCUGUCGGAAAGAGAAGCGUUGCGUUUGUUUAG
Messenger RNA from Rosa chinensis, 498 nucleotides. RefSeq lists its product as uncharacterized. Lineage: Eukaryota; Viridiplantae; Streptophyta; Magnoliopsida; Rosales; Rosaceae. The record is from RefSeq and is a predicted model, not a curated record. The transcript has a single exon. Bases 1 to 498 code for a protein of 165 amino acids.